UAUAGAGCACUUAGCUCGGCACCAACUACUUCGAUAGUCGCUUGUGCAGAACAUUACUCAUUGGCUCGCCUUACUAGCAGUCAUGGAAUUGACGCAAGCAUCCUAAAGUGCUUCUCAAUAGAUGAUUGGCCGUUUCUAUCCUUGUCGACCAAUCAUGGCGCUACAGGUGAUCUACACUUCACAACUGUUGCUAAGAGAGAAUGUCCACAAGGUGGCCACCAGGUGGAAGAUGACCGCUUGCGAAAAAUCCGGAAGCCAAUCAAUGCUCCCGCGAAGGAUGGAUGGGAAGCGACGGGCAUCCUCAUCUGCAACAGAAAGGCUGACCGGCCACCGAAGCCCACACUCAUCAACUCCCGGACUUUAUGCAAACAGCUUGCCAAGCGCCACAAAGGCUCCGACGUCAGCUACGAGACCAUGACAAUUACCCUGCUACCAGCUCUACCCGGUGUCAACAGCGUCUUUUUCGACCUCGAACCACGCGGCAUUGAUGAUAGCUGUGGCUCAAAGUACGGGGCUCUGCAACAAGCCAUAGCAUACCACGUCGCUAGACCAGGCCGAAUACUCCCAAGUCGCGGUGAAGGAAGACGUGUCUCAUUCGAUCAUCGUUCGACUGAGAUUCCAUGCCCGGUUCCGACGUUCCCCCAAGGGAGUUUUGUUCAAGCGUGA
Molecule: messenger RNA, 666 nt
Organism: Colletotrichum paranaense
Lineage: Eukaryota; Fungi; Ascomycota; Sordariomycetes; Glomerellales; Glomerellaceae
Exons: 4
Source: RefSeq, a predicted model, not a curated record